This is a messenger RNA of Solanum dulcamara, 1568 nucleotides long. RefSeq names its product PI-PLC X domain-containing protein At5g67130-like. The coding region runs from base 78 to 1319 and encodes 413 amino acids. NCBI's taxonomy places the organism in Eukaryota, Viridiplantae, Streptophyta, Magnoliopsida, Solanales, Solanaceae. The record is from RefSeq and is a predicted model, not a curated record. Gene Ontology annotation, molecular function: phosphoric diester hydrolase activity. Gene Ontology annotation, biological process: lipid metabolic process. The transcript has 9 exons.
CAGAAACGUAGUUUAUAAAAACUGAUUUAGGGGAUUUUUAGGGAGAGAGAAGAAAAAAUUCAGAACUUAGAGCCUACAUGAUGCAGGAGAUCAUCCGCCUACCUAUGAAGUUUCUUCUUCUAUGUAUCGCCGUUUCUUUAUUAUUCCAACAUUGUUCUUGCCUAAAGAUUGGAGAAACUUGUACCAACAGUAAUUGUGAUGAAGGCCUAGUCUGCUCCACUUGUCCUGUUACUGGCAAUACCCGACCCAGAUGUACCCGCAUUCAACCCACUAUUCCUACCACCAAGGUAAAAGGUUUGCCAUUCAACAAGUAUUCGUGGUUGACGACCCACAACUCCUUUGCAAUUUCCGGGUCAAAAUCUGCAACCGGGUCUGAUAUUCUUACUCCGACCAACCAGGAAGAUUCCAUUACUAGUCAGCUCAAGAAUGGCGUUCGAGGACUUAUGCUUGAUAUGUAUGAUUUCAACAAUGACAUCUGGCUUUGUCAUUCAUUUGGUGGAAAGUGCUACAAUGUUACAGCAUUUCAACCUGCAAUCAAUUCACUGAAAGAAAUUCGAGGGUUUCUCGAAAAAAACCCAUCAGAGGUUGUCACAAUCUUCAUUGAAGACUAUGUCUCAUCUCCAAAGGGCUUGAGCAAGGUAUUUAAUGCUUCUGGUCUUAAUAAGUACUGGUUUCCAGUUUCUCGUAUGCCCCAAAAAGGAGAAGAUUGGCCUACAGUGGAAGACAUGGUCAAGCAGAAUCAACGUCUUGUAGUCUUCACCUCUAAAUCAUCAAAGGAGGCUUCUGAGGGCAUUGCUUAUGAGUGGAGAUACGUUGUAGAAAACCAAUAUGGAGAUGGCGGGAUGAAAGCUGGUUCUUGUCGAAGUCGUUCUGAAUCAUCUGCUUUGAGUACAUCAGCAAUUUCUUUGGUUCUGCAGAAUUAUUUUCCUGAGAAUCCCAACCAAACAGAAUCUUGUUUGGAUAAUUCUGCUCCGCUAGUUACUAUGACGAAGACUUGCUUUGAAGCUGCUGGCAAAAGGUGGCCAAACUUUAUUGCUGUUGAUUUUUAUCAGAGAAGUGAUGGCGGUGGAGCUCCAGAAGCCGUAGAUCAAGCAAACGGCCAAUUAACUUGUAACUGUAGCAGUAUUGCCUAUUGCAAGGCAAAUGGUACAUCACGCAAAUGCGAGGCACCAGUGUUGUCACCCCCACCACCAGCGCGAGAAGCAUCUACAGGAACAUCACAAAAUGGCAACAACAAAUCUCAUUCAAAUAGAAGUAAACCAUUUCAUUGGUUGAUUGGCACAAUUUUUGCAGCGGCAAUUCUUCUUUUCCACGUAUAAUUGCUGCAUUCUCCAGAAGUCUAUACUCAAAUUUUCGGAUCAAACACAUUUCAUACCACGGAAGAAUGACGAUCCUCCUCCUUAUCUUUUAUUUUUUAAUUUAUCUUGUAUUUACUGGUUCUAUCAACAAAAAAAAAAAAACUUGUAUUUACUGGUUGAGUUUCUUCACUUUUCGGAGAUUGAUGUGUUUAUGAUUAAAAUGUGUAUAGACACAUAAUAGGGCUUAAUGAAAUGAAACGGAAAAUUGAA